AUGGGUAAUAUUUUAAGUUUUUUACUGUUUUUCUUUAAAGUUCUUUAAGUUUUUGAUGUUUUUCGAUUAUAUUGAAGUAGUAAGUAGGUUUUCUGACAUUUUUUAGUUAGUACAAUGUGUUUUAGAUACGUUCUUAACCUUUUUGGGCUAGUAAAAGGUGUUUUUGUUUAGUACAAGAUGGUUUUUAGCCCAUAUUUUUUUAUUUAAAAGCUGUCUUCUUUAAUAGUAUAAGGAGGUUUUUAGAUUUUGUACGUAUAGUAGGGGUUCUUUGCUUAUACUUUCAAACAAAUUAAUUCUUUUUAUGUUAUAGGUAACCAAGUAUCGACAGAAGAACUACCUUCACCAAUGGAGAAGCCUGAGGUUCCACCAGUGACAGUUCUAAUCACAGGCGGAUCGGGAUUGGUCGGAAAGGCUAUCGAAGAGGUAAAUGAAAUUUUUGGUCAAAGGAGGGUGUGAAAUGGCAUUUUUUAAUGAAAAAAAUUCUUUAAAAUAACUUUUUUCAAAAAAAAUUAGCCUAAAACGCAUUUUUAAUAGAAAUAAUAGAUAAAAUGACAUUUUUAAUGAAAUCAAACUCAAAAAUGUCAUUUAAAUGAAAACAAAGUCUAAAAUGAAAUUGUUACCUAAAGUCACCCAACAUUGUUGUAGGUAGUAUCAGAUCCCUCAAAUCGCCGCCGAAACGAGAACUUCGUCUUUAUCAAUUCGAGAGACUGUGAUCUGCCCAAUUAUGAGGCCACGAAAGAAAUGUUUGAACGAGUAAAGCCAACUCAUGUUAUUCAUCUGGCUGCCAGAGUUGGAGGACUCUUCGACAAUAUGAAUCAUAACUUGGAGUUUUUCCAGUUGAACAUGGUAGGGCAUAUGCAGGAUGGGGAGGGGUUGGCUUUUGACAUGGUGAAGUUAUGGUGGAUUCGAAGGGGGAUGUAGGGUAGUGUACGUUAGGUGAAGGUAGAGUACGGUAGGGGAGGGCACGUUAGGGUAAGGUGCGGUAGGGUGGUGUACCGUAGAAUAGUUUACGGCAGGUGAAGGUGGAGUAGGGCAGGGUAGAAAAAAGUGAAUAAUUCUUAAAUUUUCAGGCCAUAAACCAAAACGUGCUUCAAUGUGCUCACGAAUGUGAUGUGCAGAAAGUCGUGUCAUGUUUAAGUACGUGUAUCUUCCCAGACAAAACUGAAUAUCCAAUCGAUGAAACUAUGGUAAGAAAUUGAUUCUUUGAUGUUUUUUUUAAUUUUAGGUAACACAUUUAACAUAAUUUUACAUUUCGAUACAAUAUUUCAUUUAUUUCGCAAUUUUAGGUAGUAAUUUUGAGUUUUUAAACUUUUGAGGUAUUAAAUUGUUGUAUUUUGGUAUAAAAUUGACAAAAUCUUUGGAUUUUAGGUAACAAUUAACAUAAAAAUUAUAUUCCAGGUACAUAACGGACCUCCCCACGACAGUAACUUUGGCUAUUCGUACGCAAAACGUAUGAUCGACGUACUCAAUAAAGGAUAUGCUAAAGAUCACUGUAGAAAGUAAGUGGAAACAAAUUUUUUGCCAUUUUUUGUUUUGUAAAGAAAGUUAUUGCCAUUUUUUGCAUUGUAAAGACAUUUUUUGCUAUUUUGGCUUUUGUAAAGAAAGUUCUUGCCAUUUCAUGUUUUGUAAAGAAAGUUUUUGCCAUUUUAAGCCUGAUAAGCGAAAGUUUUUGAUUUCAAUCAUAUGAUCCUUUAGGUACACCUCGAUCAUCCCAUGUAACGUAUUUGGCCCCCACGACAACUACAACUUAGAAAGUGGACAUGUCAUUCCAGCCUUGAUUCACAAAGCCUACUUGGCCAAAAAAAAUGAAACUCCAUUAACAUUAUUUGGCUCCGGAAAACCCUUGAGACAAUUCAUAUACUCGAUUGAUCUGGCCAAACUGAUCCUAUGGGUCAUGAGGGAGUAUACGGUAGGUUACGGUACUCUGAAGAGCUUGGUAUGAAGUUAUAUUACUUUAACUGGAUGUAUUAUACAUGAAAAGUACAGUAAUUUGAUGAGUAUGGUGUUAGUAAUAGUAAUUUUGAUACUUUUUUUUAAUAAGGCGUCUUUUUAGGAAAUAGAACCUAUCAUCUUAUCAGUCGAUGAAAAAGACGAAAUUUCAAUUGCUGACGCAUUUAAUGGCGUAGUCAAGGCUUCAGGCUUUCAGGUAUGUUAUCUUUUUUAAUUUUAAAGUUAUCAAUCGGUUCUUACGUCUAACAUUACUUUCGUUUCUAUUCCUGUCUCUGCCCUACCCUACCUUACUCUACCCUAGCAUACCCUAUCCAGAUUAUCAUACCCUACCUUACUCUAUUCUACCCUACGUUACCCUACAUUACUCUCGAAUUUCAUUUUGAAAUUUUAGGGUGAAGUAGUACAAGACACGACCAAAGCUGACGGUCAAUACAAGAAGACUGCCUCCAACAAAAAACUUCGAAAAUACCUGCCAGAGUUUGAAUUCACACCAUUCGAUAAAGCAAUCGAAACUUCGGUGAAAUGGUUCGAAGACAACUACGAGACAGCCAGGAAAUAG
Bursaphelenchus okinawaensis is the source of this 2509-nucleotide messenger RNA. Lineage: Eukaryota; Metazoa; Nematoda; Chromadorea; Rhabditida; Aphelenchoididae. The record is from the annotation of a GenBank genome assembly.